AUGGCCAUCCAAGGCUUCUCCCUCCCCGGCGCACAGCACUCCACGGCCGCCUCGUGCGUGCGCCAGGUGCGUGCGCUCCUCACGCCUCCUCCCUCCGACGCUGCCUCUCUCCACGCCCUCGCCGCCUCGCUGGCCGCCACGCGCCUGCUCGCCUCGCUGCACGCCGCCGCCGGCUCGGACGACGACGACGGCGCCGCAGCGCUGGCCUCGCUCACGCGCCUCGCCACCCUGGCCGCGGCGCACCUCGCCGCGCCGCCGCAUGCCGGCGCCGCACUGGCCACGCAGCUGCUGCGCGCCGAUGCCGGCAGCUCGCACGCCGACGCCUGGGCCAGCGCAUGCGUCGCGGCCCUGCUCGCGCUGAGCGAAGGCAGCGCCUCUGCACGCACGCGCCGCGCAACGACGGGCGUGGCCGGCGUGCAGCACCUCCUGGCACUGGCGGCGCAGCUGCUCGGCCAAGAAGCACACGCCGAGCAACGCCCCGAGUACAGACGGGCCGUCGUGGCGCCUAAUGCGCCCAGGUUUGCCAUGGCACUGACGGCGCUGCUGGAGAGAGCGGGAGAAGAUGCGGGACUGGUGGUGCCCGUCUGUGAUGCCCUCAGCGCCUCGCUCCACCACCACGCCUCGCUCUAUCGUCCGCACGCGCCUCGUCUGCACGCCGUCGUCUCUGCGCUGCUCUACGGCGCCGGCCUGUGCGGGCGUGCACAGGCGGCCGUCGUGCGUCUGGCGGCGGCCCUGCAUCGCACCGGCGCGGCUGCCAAAGGAAAGGGCAGCGCAACAGGUGGACCUGCAGAACUGUGGAGCGCCGGUGUUGCAGCGCCGAUCGCUGCGGCUCGCAUUAGUGCCGCUGCGAUGACGAACACGUUUGGCGCCACGCAGCAGAUGGCCGGGCCUCGCGACCCGGGACUCUUCGAGCCACUGCCUGCGGAUGAGGCGGAAGCAGUUCCUCUUGCGCUGACUCGCUUGGAGCUUCUUCUCGGCACCUCGUCCUCUCGAGGCAUCCUGCCACUCUAUCUCGCCCAAGGCAGUGCCACUCGCGUGGCUCUGCCGCUCGCCACGCUACUCGCGCUCAGCCUCGAUCUGCUGGCGCUGGGUGCUGCUCCUCAAGCUCGCGCGCCUCCGCCAGACGCCUCGCUCCUCGCGCUCCAAUCUGCCAUGCUUCCUCGGGCCCAAGAAGCAGCGCUCCGCUUGCUCGCCGCAGUGCUGACGUGCAGUACGCGCGAGGCAUUGAUUCCACAUGCGCCCACAAUCGUCUCUUGCCUCGUCACUCUCAUCGAAGAGCCGCACCUGGCGCCGCGUACUCGCUGCAGCGCCACACGCACGCUGGCGCUGGCCUUGGCACGCGGACAGAUCGGCAGCGGUAUUGCGGGCGCCGCUCUGCCGCUCGAUCCCGCUUCGCCUUUGGUGCUCUCUACCGCUCGCGCAAUGCUUCUCCUCCUCGCACGUUUCAUCACGCACUCUUCCUCCUCCUUUUCCGACCCAAGCACGACUACGGCACGCAAGAAGAGGAAGUACGAAAGCGAUGCCGUCAGCCUCGGCGCUGCAGCGCACACGGCACUCGUGCAGCUCUCGCCCGACGACGUUGCCAGCGGUCGAGCGGCGCUGGAUGUGCUGACGGCGCUCACGCCGCUUCUCAGCUCGGACUUGACGCCGGCGCAUCAUUCCCUGCGCCACACGCAUGCCCUGCUUCUCCUCUCGCUCGCCACGCUCAGCAUGGACUCUGUGCGCUCCUCGCCUUGCGACAACGGCUUGGCCACGCAUCUCCUCUCCGCGCUCUCCUCGCUCAUCGUCGACUCCGACGGCGCAUUGCUCGCCCUGCUACUCGCGCGCACGACGCUCGUCGUAGCGGCCGCGAGUCGGCAUGCACGUGCCGACGUACAGCGAGCGGGAGCGGCACUGCAGGGAGCAGUGGAGAUGAUUCUCGACCCCCGUCUGCCUCCUAGGCUGGGGCUGGCGACCGAGGAGCUGCCGCAGGAAUGGGCGGGAGAGGGAAGCACCAAGGUGGAGCUUGCGAGCGAUGGCACGAGGCAGGCGCUGGAUGUGCUCGGCAUCAAGGAGCUCGACUGCUCCGACGCUCCAACGUCGACGUCGACGGAGCCGCUCCCUGCCUCGCGCGACUCGAUCACCUCGCCCCUCCGCGCACCGCCCCUCGAGCACAGCAUGGAGCCCACCAAGCCCGUACGCGCGCAUACGCCUCGCAUUGGCUCGCCCGCCGCUUCUCCCGAACGCGCGUCGAGCGGCAACAAUGCAGUCCACAAGAGUCCUGCACGGUCGAUUUUCCCAUCUACUGGCAGCGGCAGCCCUCGACAAAUGCCGCUUGACGCGCCGACUAGCAGCAACAGCGCCGCAACGGCAGAUCGGAUGGGCUCGCCCCUCGGUCCCCGUGCCCUGGCCACGCCCGCUGCGCCUGCGCCAGUGGUGAACCAGACGACAACGACCACGACGACCACGACGACGGUGCAAGUCGAGCCGGAACUGGACGACGAGGAUGAGGAGAUGCCCGAGAUUGAUCUGCGCGGCUCGGAUGAGGAGAGCGAGAGCGAGUAG
Messenger RNA from Tilletiopsis washingtonensis, 2544 nucleotides. RefSeq lists its product as hypothetical. Lineage: Eukaryota; Fungi; Basidiomycota; Exobasidiomycetes; Entylomatales. The transcript is spliced from 2 exons. Bases 1 to 2544 code for a protein of 847 amino acids. The record is from RefSeq and is a predicted model, not a curated record.